CUGGCCGGGGUAUAAAGCAGGGGGAGAGCAGCCACCCAGCACACACCUCUCAGACCCAGCUCCUCCUCCCUGGUGACUGAAAGCAGUGGGCUUUUCUCUCUCUCCCUCGCCAUGGCCACCACCACCACCAUCCGCCAGUACACCACCUCCAGCUCCAUCAAGGGCUCCUCUGGCCUUGGGGGGGGCUCCUCCAGAGCCUCCUGCCGGGCCCCAGGCAGCAGCUUUGGUUCUGUCUCCUCCUCCAGACUGGUCUCCGGAGGAGGUCUAGGGGGAGGUUACGGAGGCAGCUGCUACUCUGGCAAUUACAGCUUCGGCAGCGGGCUGGGGGGCAGCUAUGGGAGCAGCUUCGGGAGUGUGGACGGCCUCCUGGCUGGGGGGGAGAAGGCCACCAUGCAGAACCUCAACGACCGCCUGGCCUCCUACCUGGACAAGGUGAGGGCCCUGGAGGAAGCCAACACUGACCUGGAGCUGAAGAUCCGGGACUGGUACCAGAAGCAGGCCCCUGGGCCUGCCAAGGACUACAGUGGCUACUACCAGACCAUCGAGGACCUGAAGAACAAGAUCCUCACGGCCACUGUGGACAAUGCCAACAUCCUUCUGCAGAUUGAUAACGCCCGCCUGGCUGCUGAUGACUUCCGAACCAAGUAUGAGACAGAGCUGGCCCUGCGCACCAGUGUGGAGGCUGACAUCAAUGGCCUGCGCAGGGUGCUGGAUGAGCUGACCCUGUCCAGGGCUGACCUGGAGAUGCAGAUUGAAAACCUGAAGGAGGAGCUGGCUUACCUUAAGAAGAAUCAUGAUGAGGAGAUGAAUGCCCUUAGAGGCCAGGUGAGUGGAGAGAUCAAUGUGGAGAUGGAUGCAGCACCUGGAGUGGACCUGAGCCGAACCCUGGCUGAGAUGCGUGACCAGUAUGAGAAGAUGGCAGAGAAGAACCGCAAGGAUGCUGAAGACUGGUUCUUCAGCAAGACUGAAGAAUUGAACCGAGAAGUAGCCACCAACAGUGAACUCCUACAGAGUGGCAAGAGUGAGAUCUCUGAGCUCCGCCGCAGUGUUCAAGCCCUGGAGAUUGAGCUGCAGUCCCAGCUCAGCAUGAAAGCCUCCCUGGAGGGCAGUCUGGCUGAGACAGAGAGCCGCUACUGUGUCCAGCUGUCCCAGAUCCAGGGGCUCAUCAGCAGUGUGGAGGAGCAGCUGGCUCAGCUCCGCUGUGAGAUGGAGCAGCAAAACCAAGAGUACAAGGUCCUCUUGGAUGUGAAGACUCGGCUGGAGCAGGAGAUUGCCACCUACCGCCGUCUGCUGGAGGGAGAGGAUGCCCACCUGUCUCAGUACAAACCUAAAGAACCUAUGACUACUCGCCAGGUCCGCACCAUUGUGGAGGAGGUGCAAGAUGGCAAGGUCAUCUCUUCCAGGGAGCAGGUUCACCAGUCUACCCGCUAAGGGAGAUCUACUGGCCUGAGGGAGCCCAUUGGUCCAAGGGAGAAGCAAGAGGAAAGAUGCUUUUUAGUGACCUCCUUUGGGACCCUGCUUAUGUCUCUCCCUCCUUUUGUAGCUUUUUCCCCUAGCUUCAGUCCAUGCCCCAUGCUCUUUUAGCUUCCUACCCUUCCCAAUUAAUAAAGCUUGUUGAUUCAGAGAU
Molecule: messenger RNA, 1627 nt
Organism: Sarcophilus harrisii (Tasmanian devil)
Lineage: Eukaryota; Metazoa; Chordata; Mammalia; Dasyuromorphia; Dasyuridae
Gene: KRT17
Product: keratin 17
Exons: 8
Coding region: 112-1431 (439 amino acids)
Cellular component (GO): keratin filament
Molecular function (GO): structural molecule activity
Source: RefSeq, a predicted model, not a curated record